AUGCGUCUCUCACUUCUCCUGGCGGGCGCCAUUAAUCUGGUUGCCACCCAGGCUAUCGCAACCUCGCGCUGUACUCCUGAGACCUUCACUCCCCAUCUUUCUUCCAAUGCUUCCUUGGUCUACGCAGUUCCGUAUGGACCCAACGAUACCUUUGUUGGCCCGUUGGGCAACUACUCCGGUCUCCCCGAGUAUUGUGCUGUUUAUGUCAACGUGAGCUCGUCUGCUACCUCUUCCUACGAAUUCGGUCUUUGGCUGCCCAUCAACACCUGGAACAAGCGCUACAUGGCCUAUGGAAAUGGUGGCUUCACUGGAAUGGUCGCCUUUGCCGAUAUGGCACCCGGUCUUUUCUACGGUUUUGCCACCGUUUCCACUAACACUGGACACAACUCCUCUGUGACUGAGGCUGGCGAUGCAGGCUGGGCUCUCAACAACCCCGAGACUCGCACUGACUGGGGAUGGCGUGCACUCCAUGGCUCCGUUGCCCUUGGCAAGGAGCUUACUGAAGCCUUUUACAGCGAAGAUAUCAGCUACUCCUACUACGCUGGUUGCUCUACUGGUGGUCGCCAAGGUCUAAAGUCCGUCCAGAUGUUCCCCGACGACUUCGAUGGUGUUCUUGCUGGUGCUUGCGCUUGGUGGACCACUCAUCAGCAGAAUUGGGACCUCAAGCUCGCCACCUACAACCUUCCUAACAAUGCCAGCCACCACAUCACCGAGACUCAGGUGGAUGCUUUGGCCACUGAAGUCCUCCGUCAGUGCGACGAAGUCGAUGGUGUCAAGGAUAACAUCAUCAUGAACGGCUAUGCCUGUGACUUCCGUCCCGAAACCCUUCUUUGUGAUGGUCCCUCCGCCAACAAGUCGACCUGCUUCACCGCCGAUCAGAUUGACACUGUCUACAAGAUUUACAGCCCCUGGGUUGAGACCAACGACUCCUUUGUCUUCCCCAGCUUUGCCUACGGUUCUGAAACCCAGUUCGCUCAAAUGAUCACGACCGACGACGACGAGCAGGACAGCCCCAGUGGUAUUGCCUACCCUCGUGACUUUGUCUAUAAUGAUGCCAACUGGCCCUGGGAGAACCUGGACUUCUCGACCAUUCAGCUGUCUGAUCAACUGGAUCCUGGCAAUGCCACUGCCGGUGACUUCGAUCUCCGUCCCUUCAAGAACAAGGGCGGUAAGCUGAUCCAUUACCACGGAUUCGCUGACGGAGAGAUCCCCACCGGCUCCAGCAUCUACUACUACAAGCAGGUCCAGAAGAUGCUCACCCCCCUCGGCAUCAAGCUCGACGAUUUCUACCGCUUCUUUUUGAUCCCCGGUAUGGAGCACUGCUUGGACUCCGUUCACGAUGCUCCGUGGUACAUUGCCUCGGCUAACCAACCUGGCGGCCUGACCGGCACCAAUGUUUGGGGUGUGCCUGGAUACCGUGACCGGAAGCACGAUGCCAUCCUGGCGCUGAUGGCCUGGGUCGAGAAUGGCAUUGCCCCUGAUGAGCUGAUUGCGACCAAGUUCAUUGAUGACACCCCCUCGGAAGGUGUGCAGGCUCAGCGCCCUCUCUGUGUCUACCCUAAGGAGGCCAAGUAUGUUGGAGGUAACUGGAACGAGACCAGUGCGUUCGAGUGCCGGUGA
This is a messenger RNA of Aspergillus piperis CBS 112811, 1620 nucleotides long. Its product is annotated as feruloyl esterase B precursor. The record is from RefSeq and is a predicted model, not a curated record. The transcript has a single exon. Bases 1 to 1620 code for a protein of 539 amino acids. NCBI's taxonomy places the organism in Eukaryota, Fungi, Ascomycota, Eurotiomycetes, Eurotiales, Aspergillaceae.